Messenger RNA from Fundulus heteroclitus (mummichog), 1056 nucleotides. Its product is annotated as HLA class II histocompatibility antigen, DR alpha chain. Gene Ontology annotation, biological process: immune response; peptide antigen assembly with MHC class II protein complex; antigen processing and presentation of exogenous peptide antigen via MHC class II. The transcript has 5 exons. Bases 39 to 764 code for a protein of 241 amino acids. The record is from RefSeq and is a predicted model, not a curated record. Gene Ontology annotation, molecular function: MHC class II protein complex binding. Lineage: Eukaryota; Metazoa; Chordata; Actinopteri; Cyprinodontiformes; Fundulidae. Gene Ontology annotation, cellular component: MHC class II protein complex; membrane.
GCUGCAGGACUUUCCCUCAGUGAGGCUCCGAGUCUCUGAUGAUGAAGAUGAAGAUGAGGCUGCUGCUCUUCCUCUGCGGGGUCCUGAGGGUCUCUGCUGAUGUUCUCCAUGAGGACCUUGCUAUCGCUGGCUGUUCAGACUCUGAUGGAGAGUUCAUGUAUGCUCUGGAUGGAGAAGAGAAGUGGUUCGCUGACUUCAAGCAGGAGAAAGGAGUGGAACCUCUGCCUCCUUUCAUUGAUCAUGCCAGCUACCCGGAAGGAACUUAUGGAUCAGCUGUGGCUAAUCUACAGAUCUGCAGAUCAAACCUGAAGAGCUGCCGUCAGGCCAUGAAAGGCAUCCCAGAGCAAAAAGAUGGUCCCUCCAGCCUGGUGAUCUACACCAGAGACGACGUGGAGCUGGGAGAGAAGAACAUCCUGGUCUGUCAUGUCUCUGGGUUCUAUCCUGCUCCUGUCAACGUCUCCUGGACCAAGAACGGCCAGAAGGUGACUGAAGGAACCAGCAUCAACGUUCCCUUCCCCAGCAAGGACAGCACCUUCACCCAGAUCUCCAGACUGGACUUCAUCCCUCAGCUGGGAGACAUCUACAGCUGUUCUGUGGACCAUCCAGCUCUGACAGAACCACUGACCAGGAUCUGGGAUGUGGAGCUGAACAGUCCUCAGCCCAGCGUUGGACCUGAUGUCUUCUGUGGACUUGGUCUGACCAUCGGACUCCUGGGCGUGGCUGUUGGGACCUUCUUCCUGAUCAAAGGAAACGAGUGCAGCUGAUUGGCUGAUGGGUUCAGUCAGUGAUCAGGAUUUUAUUCAGUUUUUUCUCAGCUUGGUUUUAAUCAGUUUUUUGCUCUGAUCACUGGUGUAAAUGAAAACAAUCUGAAAAUGUUAAAUGUUUAAACUUUGAAAUCCUUCCUUGUUUUCAUAGAAAGUCCAACAUUAAAACUAUUUACUGGUUUAUAUCGGUCCUUUCUAUCAGAACCAACAGCUAAAAUCCACUGAACCUACUGACCUUCAGUUUGUGCUGCUUGUUUGAGUUAAUAAAUGAUUAUUAUAAUUAAAGCUGAAA